AUGAUCAUUGGUUCACUCAAUGUUAGAGGAUGUGGAAGCCUGGUGAAAAGGAAACAGAUUUGCAGAAUUAUAAAACAAGGGAAUGCUGAUUGUUUUCUAAUCCAGGAGUCCAAAGUUAAAAUUGUGGAUAGGGGCUUGAUAAACAUCUUAUGGGGGCAGGAGUCGGUUGGGUGGUCUUUUACUGGAUCAGAUGGCAAAUCAGGCGGGUUGAUUACCCUGUGGAAGGAAAGUUGCUGUGAGGUUAUUCUGAGCUUCAAUGGUGUAGGGUUUUUGGGCACUAAGUUGAGAUGGAGGGGAAAUCUGUAUUAUGUGGUCAACAUCUAUUCUCCGUGCGACCUAGCCUCUAAGAGGGCUUUGUGGAAGACUCUGAUGGAUCUCAAAUUGAAGUUUUCUGACGGAGAAUGGUGCAUUGCCGGAGAUUUUAACUCAGUGGUGAGCAAGAAGGAGAGGAUGGGCAGAGCUUUGGUGGUUAAAAAGGCGGAGAUGAGGGAUUUCGCUAGGUUCAUCGGGGAGAUAGGUCUUGUGGACGUUCCUUUUAAAGGGAAAUUAUUUUCUUGGUUCAGCGGCGAUGGAAGAUGCAUGAGUAGACUAGACCGGUUUCUGUUGGAGGAUUCUAUUGUAGACAGAUGGGGAGUGGUGGGCCAGAUGAUCGGUAGUAGAGAUAUUUCUGAUCACUGUCCUAUUUGGAUCAUUUCGGACAAAGCGGACUGGGGGCCAAAACCUUUCAAGAUUGUGAACGCUUGGUUCGAUAAUAAAGAGUUUUUACCGUUUGUGGAGAAGGAAUGGUUGAGUCUGAAGGUUUCAGGAAGGGCUGAUUUCGUUUUGAAAGAAAAAUUCAGGUUAUUGAAGGUGGCUUUGAGGAGAUGGAUUACGGAGGUUUUUGGCAAGAUAGAUCUAGAGAUUGAAGGGGACAGGUUUGAGAUCAACGAAGCUGACAGUUUGUUGGGGAGAUGUGCGGAUAAUGAGAUUUAA
This is a messenger RNA of Vicia villosa (hairy vetch), 972 nucleotides long. RefSeq lists its product as uncharacterized. The record is from RefSeq and is a predicted model, not a curated record. The transcript has a single exon. Bases 1 to 972 code for a protein of 323 amino acids. NCBI's taxonomy places the organism in Eukaryota, Viridiplantae, Streptophyta, Magnoliopsida, Fabales, Fabaceae. Gene Ontology annotation, molecular function: catalytic activity.